ACAGUGUUGGCUCACCCCUGUUUGAAGAACGUUGAGCUAGAGAAAGGAGUCGAACAGGUUUCUUGGUGCUUAAGUAAAAGGAAGUAGCUACUGCAGUACCUCAACCUCAUUGAGCUCCUUCAAGUUCUGCAUUGGUAAUAUAAGAUGGCGCCAAAGUCGAAUUCAAAAGUGAAAAGGGCCUGUGAGGCAAUGCAGGUCUUUGGCUAUACUGAAGAAAUUGUGAAGCCAGUAUUGAGGAACCUUCUGAAUCUGUACAACAAAAACUGGAAGCUUAUUGAAGAUGAGAAUUAUUCUGCUCUUUUGGAGUCUAUUAUAGACAGCGAGGAGUCAAAGGAAAGGCAGAAAUCCUUGUUGGAAGAUGAGCCCGAAGAAAAUGAACCACCACUGAAAAAAUCUAGGUUCUGCUCUCAAUUAAAUCAUUCCUCACUUGCUAAACAUGAUCCCAGUCCUAGUGCUGACACAUGUACUUUAGAGUUGCAAUCUCCCAGCAAGCAGAAGAUGGCUGGGUUCACCACUGAAUCUUAUGAAACUGAGGAUGUUGAACUGAAGCCUUUUCUCUUGAAAGAUUAUCAGGGCAAAGGUAAGAAACAGAGUUUUUCAGAAUCUUCUCCUGUUUCAACGCUGCCUAAUGACAUGGUAGUGUUCUCUGGUGAUAACAUGGAAGGACCUUGUAAUCCGUCAUCUCAUUUAACUAUAAAGGAAAAGGGUGAUACAUCUCUUUCAUAUCCUGCUCUGGUACCUAAAAGAAGACUGCGUUUUGAUUGCCGGGAAGAGCCAAAUGUUGUAGGUUCUUCUGAUGCAUCCAACAAAGGUGCUCUUGUUGAGUACGACCUUAGUGAUACUAUGCCUCUAAAAGUGCCAUUUUCUGAUAACCUGCCAGAUUCUGAUGUUCCUCUUGCUGUUGCUCCUUCAGAUGGCUCAAGAACAUUUGAAAGACAAGACUUGGAGUUUCUCAACUCUGAACAUUUGGAUACGGAAGGAAAUGAAAAAGGCGUGACAAGUUCAUCACAACAAGAUAUUGCUUCCUCUCAGAAGGGGGAGGUGAAGAUCUUCUUUGUCUAUAAGCCAUGUUCCUCAUCCGAUUUUCGUCCACCAAGUUUAGAUGCAGUCCUGAAGCGGAUGGAGGGAAAGUAUAUAAAGUCUUAUAGAAUUUCUCAACCUGGUUUCUCUCUAUUGAGGCUGAUGGAAAAUCUGUGUGAAUGCUAUCUGACAGCUGGCACCAAGGCUAAGGCAGCAAAUGAGCCAUUAGCUGGGAUAGAGUCUCAGAAACAACAUCCAGUUGGUGUGAGAUAUGAUGCUGCUAAUCAUGAAUUGCACUUUGCUCCAGACAUUAGCAAUGGCUCAUUCAAAUUGUCGAAUCUUAUCAAAGUCUCACCUCAAAUUCCAAAAUUUCCAGCUUCAGGAAAUAGGGAUAUAGUGUGCUAUAUGGUGAAUUUUAAUGGUACUAAGAUUUAUGGUGCUGAAAAGGAUAAAACCAAGAAGGUUCUUAAACUCCCUGCGCCUUCAACGAUGAACAAUUCGGUGGUUGUUCAGAAAAAAGACUCGUCUCCUGGUCUUCCUGGUUCUGCUUAUUAUUUUGAAGACAUCACCAAUGGUCAAGAGGAGCAUAGAAUUUCGUUGAUCAAUGAAUUCAGCCAUGAGAUCUUGCAUGUCUUUAAGUACAUACCUAAGAACAUUAUUUUCCAAAAUGCAUAUGUGAAGUUUCUUCUUGCUCGUAUAUCAGAUGACAACUGUUGUUCACACUGCAGCGAGGAUUGUUUGUCUCUAGAUAUACCUUGUGCUUGUGCUGGUGAAACAGGGGGUGAAUUUGCCUACACAUCAGGUGGUUUGCUCAAGGAAAAGUUUCUCGAGAAUUGCAUCUCAAUGAACCGUGAACCCCAAAAGCAUGGUUUAGUAUAUUGUCAAGACUGUCCCCUUGAAAGGUCUAAGAACAAUAGCAUGUCUGGCGUGUGCAAGGGUCAUUUGGUGAGGAAAUUUAUCAAAGAGUGCUGGCAUAAAUGUGGCUGCAGCAGGGGAUGUGGAAAUCGUGUUGUUCAGCGAGGAAUAGCAGUGUCAUUGCAGGUGUUUAUGACAGCUCAUGGAAAAGGGUGGGGGCUCAGGACACUGGAGGAUUUGUCUAGAGGUGCUUUUGUCUGUGAAUAUGUAGGAGAAAUAGUGACCAACAUGGAGUUGUAUGAGCGAAACACGCAAACCGCUGAUGAGAGACACACAUACCCAGUUUUGCUAGAUGCAGACUGGGGUUCGGAAGGUGUCCUGAAGGAUGAAGAGGCACUUUGUUUGGAUGCUACUUCUUAUGGCAAUGUUGCAAGGUUCAUUAAUCAUAGAUGUUAUGAUGCUAACUUGGUGGAGAUCCCAGUUGAAGUAGAGACUCCGGAUCAUCACUACUACCAUGUUGCUUUUUUCACUACGAGGAAAGUUAAUGCUUUAGAAGAGUUAACUUGGGAUUAUGGUAUUGACUUCACUGAUCAUAGUCAUCCAGUGAAAGCGUUCAAGUGUUGCUGUGGAAGCGAACUUUGUCGAGACAUCAAGUCCUUGAAGAGAGCUAGGAAGUAGAUCCUGAUGAAGAUUCCUUCUCUGACCGCAUCGAAAACUCACAUAGAUAUAGGUAAAUCAAGAAGCAUUAGUGGUGAAAAAGAAAUCAAGAAGCACUAGUUUUUUUUUUUUUUUUUUUUUUUUUU
Messenger RNA from Nicotiana tabacum (common tobacco), 2678 nucleotides. RefSeq names its product putative inactive histone-lysine N-methyltransferase SUVR2. Gene Ontology annotation, molecular function: zinc ion binding; protein binding; histone methyltransferase activity. The record is from RefSeq and is a predicted model, not a curated record. Lineage: Eukaryota; Viridiplantae; Streptophyta; Magnoliopsida; Solanales; Solanaceae. Gene Ontology annotation, cellular component: nucleus.